Molecule: messenger RNA, 6667 nt
Organism: Dermacentor albipictus
Lineage: Eukaryota; Metazoa; Arthropoda; Arachnida; Ixodida; Ixodidae
Gene: heph
Product: polypyrimidine tract-binding protein 1 heph
Biological process (GO): mRNA processing; regulation of RNA splicing
Cellular component (GO): nucleus
Molecular function (GO): mRNA binding
Source: RefSeq, a predicted model, not a curated record
GCGCCAGCCAAGCACUUUGCUGCUCUGGCCGCUCUUUUUUUUCCAUCCCCCCUUCUGUCACACUUGUUUUUCCUACGCCACUUCACCCACCACUAAAGCAACGUCUCUCGGUCACAAACACUCCGUCACCUCGGAGCGCACUCCUGUUUUCAUCCACCUCUUUUCUCUCCGGUCGGUCAUCUUCACGCCUACGGCAGUGCCACUUAAAGGACAGUCGUCUCACGCGAGACACCCUGUGUGCUAACAACUUGGGCGUGAGCCCCCCUUCAGCGGUCUCGCUCGUUUUCCGGUCCAACAAGCUUCUUCAAGACAUCGUUCCUGGUGCCUGACGUCAACCUGCCGUUUCGAAGAACGUCGACGUGCUUUUUUCUAAAGUCUAUCGCCCAAGACAGGAACCGCACUUUUCAUCUCCUUUUGAAGACUUCGGGACUUACCAACCGUUUGAAACGUACGAAGCUGCACUCAAGGCUCGGAUUAUCUACUUCUACUUGGCCUGUAACCCACCGACAUACCUCGGAGCUCGCUUCCGACUCGUUCCGUCCAUUUCGAGUCGGCGGUGCAACCCCAUACUGCAAUAAGUGAUCCCGGUGUUGUUUUCUGGUGUUUGCGUGUGAAUGCGUGUUUGUGUUUGUCGUCGUAUUUAUUGGCAUUGCGAGUGAGAGAGAGACCGGUCACAAGCGUGCGUUCUACUUAUCCAGCGUUGCCACAAGGUUUGUGCUCGCCAGUCGUCAACAGCGUGCUUCGAAGAGGAGAUCCCGCCUGCCUCGAAGGCUUACAAGGGGAGAAAUAGCGACGAAAGGGUCCCCACUGCGCGACCUUGAACGCUGCAGGUGUGCCGAGACACGGUGCUUGUCUUCUUUGUAUGUGGAGCGCCUCCUCGAGUCCCGUAUACCUCGACCCAGGUUCCCGCCGUCCCUCGCGGAGUUCAGCUGAAAACUUUUCGCCGGGAGAGAGAAGCGACUGCCGCUAGGAGCCUUUCCACCGUUGCUCGGGGCACACACUGUUCGCUUUUGUUGUGUUUCAGAGCGUGUUUACGGCUCCGAAAUACCGGCGAGGCCGCAAAACCCUUCUCCUUGUAUUUUUUACUGCCGUGUGUGGGAACUGCAGCAGACGACAUCGAACAACCAACCUACCCGAGGAGCAUUCGAACGGAGCAGACGACACCGAGCGGUGUGGGUGUUUUUUUGAGCCUUCUGGCAGCGCAGUGCGUUCGCGCUUUUUUUCUCGGAACGGCGGUUCGUUCCCGCGAGACGACCAACGACAGAUAGAAAUCGCGGUGUGCGUUUUUCUUUCUGUUCUUCUGGUGCGCGCGCGCGGGUGUGUGCGUGAGCGGUGCGACGCCGGCUUCUGCUUGGUGUGAUACGUUCAGAGAGGAGGUGGAAGAAGCGAGGGGAUUCCCUUUCUGCUCGCUGCGUUUUGACAGUCGACGCUUCUGCGAAGCGUGUGGAGAGAGAGAGUUACAAAAUGCGUGGAUCAGACGAGCUGCUGACGCAGACCAACGCCGUGAGCAAUGGCACCAUCAUGAGCCCACAGAACAACCACAGUGACAACAACAACGAUGCCAAAAAGGUGAAGCUGGACACGGGUGGCAAAGUGGUGGUUGGAGCGGGCAAGCCCUCGAGAGUGGUGCACAUCCGGAACAUCCCCAACGAUGCGACAGACACGGACAUUGUGCACUUGGGUGUGCCCUUUGGCAAAGUGACCAACGUGCUCCAGCUCAAGGGCAAGAACCAGGCAUUCCUCGAGAUGGCUGACGAGAGCUCGGCCAUCGCCAUGGUCGACUACUUUGCCAAGGCCUCGCCAACUGUACGCGGGCGGGUUGUCUACGUCCAGUUUUCCAACCACCGUGAGCUCAAGACAGAUGGCGUCCAUGGUUCCCUGACUGCGCAGGCCAACCAAGGGGGCGAGGGUGGUGGUGCCAACACGGUGCUGCGUGUCGUGGUGGACAACCAGAUCUACCCAGUCACGCUUGACUUGCUGCACAGCAUCUUCAGCCGAGCAGGAAAGGUCCUCAAGAUAGUCACCUUCACCAAGAGCAAUUCAUUCCAAGCCCUCAUUCAGUUCAGCGAUGUCAUGGGUGCCCAGGCGGCAAAGCUGGCCCUGGAUGGCCAGAGCAUCUACAAUGCGUGCUGCACGUUACGCAUCGAGUACUCCAAACUCACCAACCUCAACGUGAAGUACAACAACGACAAGAGCCGCGACUUCACAAACCCCACCCUGCCCACAGGGGACCCCACCCUUGACAUCGGGCUCGCCGGUUCGUUGGGUAUACUGGCGUCCCCGUUUGCUGCCGCCGGCCCGGGCCUGACCUCCCCACUAACCGCUGCCUAUGCCGCCAGCGCCACAGCAGGAGAUCAGUUUGACAAGAAGCAGGGGCUGCCCCUGGGUGGCUUUGCUCUGUCGCCGUCAUCUCAGGCCACAGCUCUCGGCAUGGCCGGCAUCCGCCUCCCAGGACAGGCCACCACCAGCUGCGUGCUUUUGGUGUCUAACCUCAACGAACAGAUGGUCACGCCCGACGCUCUCUUUACCCUUUUUGGCGUGUAUGGCGACGUGAUCAGGGUGAAGAUCCUCUUCAACAAGAAGGAUAGCGCUCUCAUUCAGAUGGCUGAGCCACAGCAAGCACAGUUGGCCAUGAGCCACCUGGACAAGCUCAAGGUGUACGGGAAGCCCAUCCGGGUGACGCCGUCCAAACAUCACAUAGUGCAGCUGCCCAAGGAUGGGCAGCCAGACGCUGGCCUCACCAAGGACUACAUCAACUCUCCCCUGCACCGUUUCAAGAAGCCUGGCUCCAAGAACUACCAGAACAUCUACCCACCCUCGGCCACCCUCCACCUCUCCAACAUCCCGCCAACAGUGUCUGAAGAGCAGAUCCGGGAGGCAUUCACGCAAACCGGCGGCACAGUGGUGGCAUUCAAGUUCUUCCCGAAAGACAGAAAAAUGGCACUUAUCCAGAUGGCCUCUGUCGAAGAAGCUGUCACGGCACUCAUCAAAAUGCACAACUACCAGCUGAGCGAUUCCAAUCACCUGCGGGUCUCCUUCUCCAAGUCGACAAUCUGAGCUGGCCCCGUCCAAGCCCUUCCUCCUUUGGCGCCUCUCGGAGCUUACACGACCGGUGAAAGAGGGUGGACGGGUCUGGUGACGGAAGUGGCCGAGACUGCUGAGAAGCAGCAACAGCAAAGUGGGACCCAAAAAAAGCAGAAAAACGUGCGACAGAAGGCACAGCAAACAUUGCCACGGCAAGUGGAGCAAGGCAUCGUCCCGUUUCAAAAAGGACCACAGUGCACAAGCGCGCCAUGCCGCCAGGCACGCAUCUGUUGUGACAUCCUCGUGCAGGAUGUCAAAACGCGGCAGGGUUAAUCUGCACAGGGAGGGGGUCAAAUUUUACGUUUCAACUUCUUCUUUUUUGUCUUUUCGAUUUGAGAAGUGGUGGCUGCACCUCAUCUGUAUGUAAAAAAAGGCUGAGCCUGACUUUUGCAAACCAAGUGUUGCGUGUGCCGAAGAGGAGGCAUUUUUCGUGUGUCAUGUGGAACGGUGCUGCACUUCUACUGCCUUUAGUUUAGCCCCACUUUUUUUUUUUUAGCUCUUAUUGAGACAAGUGUGCAUCGUUAUUAAGAGUAGUCUGCGGCGGGUCUGCAGACUGCCCCCCCCCCCUUUUUUUUCCCUUUGUUUUCCUGCGGUUGGAUUGAAAUCACAAGCAGCAACAUGAGUAACGAGUCCUCUCGGCAUCCAUCCUCCCUACACCCCUUUUCAUUGCCUUUCUCAACAUGUUGAGAGAUCAUCUAGAAAACCAUGCACCUAAAUAUCAGCCUUGCUGAGUCUCUUAUUCCUGCUCCACUUGGUGGUUUUGAGUUGUGGUUAUUAUUAUUAUUAUCUUUCUUCUUUUUUUUUUGGCUUCAUGCUAGUUUUGGCACAUUUUACAGUUACGACGCUUGCGUGCAGAAGGAGUGUGCAGUUCACCGAGUUGUUUGUCACUGUGUGCAGUGUGCAAGACGGGUACCUCUGGUAGGUCAUCAAUUGCCAGUUGAGCCUUGUUGUGGUUUGGCGCCUUGGAAAGGAAUAAGCGGGUCUGCUGGUGGGACAAGGGAAAUGUCAAAUGCCUGUCAGUCUCUGCGUCUCAUGUUGCCUGCACUGCUCUUUCAUUUCCGAAGUCGUAAACAGAACACGGAUAUUUUCAUUUGGCCCGCAUGCAGAUCAUUGUCCCUUUUUGUGGCCAGCCAAGUGUGUGUCGAGUUUGGAGAAGCCUUUUACCAAAACACAGGCAGUACCGACCUUUGAAAAGGUGCUCUUCCAUCAUGCAGCCUUGUCUAUUCACCACAGUAGAUUGGUGUGUUAGCAGCGGCAGGCGCAUAAGUGGUUGCACACCUGUUGAUGGAACUGGACUAAUUAAAGGAGGCGCAUUGAAUGUCUCUCCUGGACUGACUUGCACACUGCGUACACCUGGCACUCAGAUGCUUAGCCUGUGUUCUGCCCGUCGUCUGUGUCUCCAGUGCUGUGGAGGGGUUUUGGGGGGGGAGCUUCUUAGCAUCAACUGUUCUGGGCUGCUCACCAACAAACCUGCUGUCGCUCAUGGGCUUUUUCGAAAGCCGAGGGCUCUAGCUGGGUCUAGAUUGUGGUGUAUAGCUUUAAGCUGUAAUGUAAGCAUCGGAUAGUGCAGAGAGCCAAGCUCUUCGCAAGCACCUAUUUUUAUACCAUGCCUUUGUUCUUCAUCCUCGAGAAACACUGCUGUGAGCAGUGUGGUGGCAAGAUGUCCCCUUCGGCAAGCUUUGCCAACAGCAAGAGCUCGUCUCCCCCCCACCCCCUUGUUUUGUUUGCCAUCGCCCACCUCAGCAGCACUGAAAACGGGACCAAUGUUAGCCCAACAUUGGGACACCUCAUGACCCGACAUUGGCUUAUGCUGGCUUGCUGGCACGAAAUGCAUUGGAUUCUACAAUAUUGAAAUUGCAGUGGCAGCCUCACUUCUGGCGCUACUCGAGCACUGGUGCUGGUGUCACGUGUGCAAACUGGCGAUGUGCGCUCCUGACACUUUUUUUUUUCCUUCCCUAAAACGGGACAUUUCCACCUCCCUGCCUUCUCAUUUACCCUACCCAUUGAAUGCACUGUUUUUAGUUAAACACCUUUAUUUUCAUUCUUAUUUCUGUGUAGCGCAGGGAAAAAGCCGUUGCUGUUGCCGUGUGGUCUUUGCCAUGUCGCCGAGCUUUGUCGCUGUUUACUACAUUAUCUUAGCACAUCAUUCUCUCUCUAGUGUAUUAUCAAUGUUUAGCCUAGAUAAGGGACGUGCAAAUGUCUUGCCAUCGUCCUGGUUCGCUUGGUUUCCUUAUUACUCUGUAUCUACCGAGUUCUUUGUUUAUGAUUUCCUACAAAGUGCAGUUUCACAGUGUGUGUACGCGAAGAGCUUGGUUGCAGGUUUGCUAGCCUCUUGCUUUAUCUGCAACUGGUACAUAGUCUGUGGUUUACUGGGUCUUUCUUUCUUUUUCUUUUUUUUUUCCUGUCUUGUGCCUUUGAUAUGUUGCACCUUUUCAUUGCCACUAGGCUUGGAACUUUGGGUGCCUCCUACACUUAUCUCCUGUUCAGUAUUUUGAUACUUUUGUUUCCUCUGCUGUAAACGCUGUGGCUUAACUUUUUCCUUUGCCUGGGGACCAACCCAUAGGUCGCAUGGCUUUUCACUUUUGCCUGUGCUUUCUGUUCUUUUUUUUUUUUUCCUUCUGUGUAAUAAAGCUCCACUCCUCCAUGCUCGCCCUGUUUUUCUUGCACCCUGAAACCCUCUGUAUACCAUACAUAUUUCAGCCUAGUUGCAAGUGUUUGCGCAAGCUCUGCUGCCCAUUCUCCCUGUCAUUUUUCAGGUGCUACAGUGCUUCUGUGGCUCAGCUGUAUCGUCCGGUCCAACGUAUUGGGGUUAAUUGAACAUUAAGAGCCUUAUGAGGGGCAUAGGCUUUGAAAAACCUAAAUAGAAAGGCUUUGUGUGUAGCUUUGGGUCAGUGAAUCAAGUAAGUUAAGGUGCAGGGGACAAUUACUGGUCCUGUUGCGAUGAGUAACCAGUACCAUUACGUUGGCUGUUUUCGUUGCCUUGGAAGAAAGCCCGCCGCAUUUUGUCUGGCCUGUUCUUUCAAUUCAAAGCACGCAAGAGCAACGGCUUUGUCGCUCCAAAUGCCAGGAGUUUUCUAGCAUUCCAAGUUUUUCUGUUUUAGCCCCGCUGUGUGUUUAUUUUUCCUUAUUUUUUUCUCUACCACUUUUUCGGAGGUUUGGAUUUGGUUCCUCCUGAUAGGUUGAUACCCACCCAGCGCAUAUUCUUGUGAACAUCCCUUUCAUAUGUAGCUUGCUUUCUGAAAUGUUUACACAAUUUUUUUAUCCUCUCUUUCCUUAUCUGUAUUUUAUUUUUAGUGUCUUUGGUGGUUGUGUUAACAUAAUAAUCUGCCUCUCUUACUGUUUCACACUACGACAACACUCUCCCCCUCCCUCAAGCCAUUGUGGCCCAGGCAGAUCUGACUUGAACAAAAUAACAUCCCCUCCCACACAUCACUUUUUUUUUAUAUUGUAUCAUUUUGUUUUUGUUCAUUCAGCAUCAUGCUCUCUUGUUGGAGAGUACUGGGAGGAUUCAUGUGUUUAUUUUUAUAGAAGUGAAAAAGCGAGUAUUUUGGUGAAUAAACAUGUUGAUUUCUUCUUUUUACGA